AGUGAUUCGAUAUCAAGGACGUUUCUUUUCUAUUUCAUCGUCAUGCAUUGCGAAUGAGGCACUUUUGGCACAUCUCGUUUAUCCUAAAUGCUGACUGUGCAUCGUUACUAUAACAGAAAGGCGAAGCGUGUCAGAGCAGAAAGCAGAACAUCACACCUGUCCAGCAGGAAGUUGCUGGAUCCUGUGGAACAGCAACUUCCUGUCUGUAACAGCCAGAUAGACUCUUUGAUUACAGAUGUUUUAGUCUGCUCUGAUCAGAGAGACAGAUUCAGUGUGAAACCUGGUAAAAGUAUCUGUGUAAAACACUCAAACUGUACCCGUCGUUUUAAACGUUAUCGCUGAACAUUCGGCUGCAGUGCAUCAGUAACGUCCCAGAUGCACAGAAUGAUGCAACAAACCUCAUAAAGCCAGUAAAUCCUCUGGUUUUGAUUAACUGGCGGCCUCAACACUAAUCUGUUAUAUCUGAGAUAUGGGAGACAAUUUAGUUUAACUUCCUGUGAGCGUUUUACUAGGUGAUAACUGGCCAGACAAAAUAUUUAAUAUAAAAAUCUGAAGCACACUAACAACAACACAUCAUGUAAUCAGUCUUAUUAGUUGUAAAGCAAAAGCAGCAAAGUUCACCAGUGUCUUUGUAUGUAAACGCAGGAUGUUUCUUCUUCUUCUUAUCUGUUGCUCUCAGUUUGCUUGUGUUUAUUUGCUGUAUGAACAAGCUAAUGUAGGCUGACUGAAGCAGGCUUCAGCCCUCACAUUGACACUGAGACCUGGAGGGAGGAUGCUGGACAGACGUGGCACACCCAAACAUAUUUUAAGGCCCCGGACCACAACAUAUUCAGUUCCUGCCUCCAGGAGAACUUUGACACAUGGGGUCAGAACGGACAAUAUUGUAAACCUGCAUCGUUGAAGCACGGAGCUGGAAGGUGGUUGGUACCUGUGAUGGUGGUAGUGGUUGAAGUUGGUGGACACCAGGAGGUGAAGGGAAGCAGCUGACAUUUAGCAGAGUUUGACUCUGGGAGUAGCUGAAUCAAGUAACCAGGUGAGGGCGUGGAACAGGGUGUGCUGCUAAGGAUAUUACUGUUCUGCUAAAUAGAAGGAAGGAGGAUCUCCUCAGUCUGGGGUCGAGGGGAACGAGUGACCCCACCCCACCGCUAGGCCCUGGAAUACAUGCAUGUUGUAGGUUUGUCUUGGUUGCUAGGCCUCUGCAGUGGCUCGUGGAGAUCUGGGCGGUGCCUGUGGAUCGGCUGACGGGGAUGUUGGUUCCCAUCGUUAAGAAGAGCAGCACAGUAUGCUCCACCCACAUUAUUCAGCCUUCCUGGAUUAGAGUGAAGAGUGUGGUUUAUGUUGUGAUUGUGAAAUAUCUGGACCAGGAUCUUUGUGUGUGCAGGGAAGGUUGCUCAAACACGGUACCAGUCUGCUGUGGUGAAGAGAGAGCUAAGUGCAGACCAAUGGGUCUCUGUCCCUACCCUAACCUAUGGCCACAAGCUUUGGGUAGUGACAGAAAGCAAGCAGCAGAGAGUGACUGGUCUCGCAGAGGUAGGGUGAGGAGUUCAGUCACUUGGGAGAACUCGGAGCAGUGGAGCAGCAGAACCAGAGCCAGCUCAGGUACCCGGGGCACCACAAUCCAGAUCUUGGGCACCUAGUGAGUAAGGUGUUCUGGCAUGUUUCACCACGAGCAGGUCCUGUGGUAGGGUCAGGACAUGCUGGAGAAAUGACAUCUCUCAGCUGGCCUAAGAACGCCUGUCUUCACCUGGAUGAGCUGGAGGAGGUGGCUGGCAGAGCAAGGUCUCUGCUCCUCCACACCAUGGCCCCAGACGUGGAUGGAUGGUGGUGGAUGGUGUCGUGUCUUUCUUGAUUUUCAACACGCAGUGCAGCUACAUCUGUUGUCUGUAUGUUGGCGGUUUUAUUCUCAUGAAUAUCAUGGUAAGUGAUGGUUUUUUAAAACCUUUGCGGCCCAUAGGUGGCUCUGCUGUGUCUGUAGCCACGCCCUGCAGUGACCUUCAGUGCCAAAGAAGAUUUGCAGGUUUGCUUUUCAGGCACAUGAUUAGAAAAUAGUUGUGAACAAACUAAAUAACAGUUCUCUGUCUGCAAGGGAUACUGCAACAAGUUGUGUUUACACAGUGUGUGUGUGGUGGGAGUGGGCGUGGCUAGUCUCUUCUCCAUUGUGUCUUCAUCACAACAUUGUGAUUCUAGGUCAGCAGAGAAGUCGCCUCUAUUUUUGUCCCCGUAAUCCCCUGUAAGAAUGCACACACCCUGCAGUGUGCGUGCAUGCGUUUGUGUCUGCGUGCAUGUCAGCUGCAGUGUGUUAAUACCUCUAGCGUGUUACACACUAAUCCACUCACAGAGUCGCAGGACCGCUCUGCCUCCCCCCCUCGUCUCCCCUUCUGUCUUGGCUCGGACACCCCGAGUGGCCGGGACACAGUGGAUAUAUUUGACCCCGGCGUGCUGUGGCCUCUCUGGAGCACCCACGAGUGCAGGCAUGGUGGUAGGAGCAGCAGGCCAGUCGGACAGUAACACAAGUUUCCUGCGAGCAGCCAGAGCGGGGAACGUUGACAAGGUUUUGGAAUACCUGAAAGGGGGCGUGGACAUCAGUACCUGCAAUCAGAAUGGUCUUAAUGCGUUGCACCUGGCAGCCAAGGAGGGGCACAUAGAUCUGGUCCAGGAGUUGCUGGACAGGGGUGCGGCGGUGGACUCAGCCACAAAGAAAGGAAACACAGCGCUCCACAUAUCCUCUCUGGCUGGCCAGGCUGACGUGGUGAAGAUCCUGAGCAAACGUGGUGCUGAUAUCAACGCACAGUCUCAGAAUGGAUUCACUCCUUUGUACAUGGCUGCCCAAGAAAAUCACCUGGAUGUGGUGAGAUACCUGCUUGAGAAUGGAGGCAACCAGAGCAUUGCUACAGAGGAUGGCUUCACCCCUUUGGCCAUCGCGCUCCAGCAGGGCCACAACCAGGUUGUGUCUGUCUUAUUAGAAAAUGAUACGAAAGGCAAGGUGCGCCUGCCUGCCUUGCACAUUGCAGCUCGUAAAGACGACACCAAAUCAGCAGCCCUGCUCCUCCAGAACGACCACAACGCCGAUGUCCAGUCGAAGAUGAUGGUCAAUAGGACUACUGAGAAUGGAAAGAGUGGAUUCACCCCCCUGCACAUUGCUGCCCACUAUGGGAACGUGAAUGUGGCCACGCUCCUGCUGAACCGAGGGGCAGCGGUUGACUUCACAGCGAGGAAUGGGAUCACUCCACUGCAUGUGGCCUCUAAGCGUGGCAACACAAACAUGGUUCGCCUGUUGUUAGACCGUGGCUCUCAGAUUGAUGCUAAAACGAGGGACGGCCUGACUCCGCUUCACUGUGCUGCUCGGAGCGGACACGAUACGGCUGUAGAGCUGCUGCUGGAGAGAGGAGCACCUUUACUGGCCAGGACCAAGAAUGGGCUGUCCCCUCUGCACAUGGCAGCACAAGGUGACCACAUUGAAUGCGUCAAACACCUUCUACAGCACAAGGCUCCUGUUGAUGAUGUCACAUUGGACUACCUGACAGCACUGCAUGUGGCGGCUCACUGCGGUCACUACAGAGUCACCAAACUGCUGCUGGACAAACGGGCCAACCCUAACGCCAGGGCACUGAAUGGCUUCACACCGCUGCACAUCGCCUGUAAGAAGAACCGCGUGAAGGUGAUGGAGCUGCUGGUUAAAUAUGGAGCUUCCAUCCAGGCCAUUACAGAGUCGGGUCUGACGCCCAUCCACGUAGCAGCCUUCAUGGGUCACCUGAACAUCGUCCUGCUCCUGCUGCAGAACGGGGCCUCGGCUGACGUCAGCAAUAUUCGUGGAGAAACAGCCUUACACAUGGCAGCCCGGGCAGGUCAGGUGGAGGUUGUCAGAUGUCUCCUGAGGAAUGGAGCAAUGGUAGAUGCUCGGGCACGUGAGGAGCAGACGCCCCUUCACAUUGCAUCCCGCCUGGGGAAAACUGAGAUUGUGCAGCUGCUGUUGCAGCACAUGGCCCAUCCUGAUGCUGCCACAACCAAUGGCUACACCCCCCUCCACAUUUCUGCCAGGGAGGGGCAGGUGGAGACUGCCUCGGUUCUGCUAGAGGCAGGGGCUUCACACUCACUAGCCACCAAGAAAGGUUUUACUCCGCUGCAUGUGGCCGCAAAGUAUGGAAGCCUGGAUGUAGCCAAACUUCUGCUACAGCGUCGCGCCCCUCCUGACUCUGCUGGGAAGAAUGGCCUCACCUCGCUCCACGUCGCAGCACAUUAUGAUAACCAGAAUGUGGCGCUCCUGCUCUUGGACAAAGGAGCGUCACCACACACAAUGGCAAAGAACGGCUACACUCCUCUGCAUAUUGCGGCUAAAAAGAACCAGAUGGAGAUCGCCACAGUGCUGCUGCGUUACGGAGCAGAGACUAACAUCCUGACCAAGCAGGGGGUCACUCCACUCCAUCUGGCCUCCCAGGAGGGUCAUGCGGACAUGGCCGCUCUGCUAAUAACCAAAGGAGCUCAAAUCAACGUUCCCACCAAGAGUGGCCUGACUGCCCUUCAUUUGGCAGCUCAGGAGGACAAAGUGGCCGUUGCUGAGAUUUUGGCCAGAAACGGUGCCAACCUGGACCAGCAGACCAAGUUGGGCUACACACCGCUGAUUGUAGCAUGUCACUAUGGAAACGCAAAGAUGGUCAACUUCCUCCUUCAGAAUGGCGCAAGUGUCAAUGCCAAGACUAAGAACGGAUACACUCCCCUGCAUCAGGCAGCGCAGCAAGGAAACACGCACAUCAUUAAUGUGCUGCUGCAGUACGGUGCCAAACCCAACGCUACCACUGUGAAUGGCAACACAGCUCUGGGAAUUGCUCGGAGGCUGGGUUAUAUUUCUGUGGUGGACACACUGAGGGUUGUGACUGAAGAGAUCAUCACCACCACCACGACGGUGACGGAGAAACACAAGCUGAAUGUGCCAGAGACCAUGACCGAAGUACUCGAUGUGUCAGAUGAAGAGGCAUGGGAAACCACUGAUGAUGAUGUCAUGUCAGACGACUCCAUGGAUGAGGAAGGUGACGACACGAUGACAGGCGACGGAGGGGAGUAUCUGAGGCCUGAGGAUCUGCGGGAGCUGGGAGAUGACUCCCUGCCAGGACAGUACCUGGAUGGGAUGAACUACCUGCGCUUCAGCCUGGAGGGAGGACGAACCGACAGUUCAGACAGGUCCUUCACGCCCACUCACCACAGCUACUACUCUUCUAAACAUGAAGGCAUGAUGGAGGAGAUGCUCACCAGUCACCAGGUUUCAUCCCUUGCCAGGGAGACUGAGAGGGAUUCGUACCGGUUGAGCUGGGGCACAGAGAACCUGGACAACGUGGCUUUGUCCUCCAGCCCUGUCCAUUCAGGCCACUCCUCUCCGUGCCAUGAUCAUGGAGACCACAGCAGCUUCCUGGUCAGCUUCAUGGUAGACGCCAGGGGCGGAGCCAUGCGCGGCUGUCGACACAACGGCCUCCGCAUCAUCAUCCCGCCGAGGAAGUGCAGCGCCCCGACGAGAGUGACGUGCCGACUGGUGAAGAGGCACCGUCUGGCCACCAUGCCCCCGAUGGUUGAGGGGGAGGGUCUGGCCAGCAGGCUCAUCGAGGUGGGACCCUCUGGAGCCCAGUUCCUUGGUCCUGUCAUUGUGGAGAUCCCUCACUUCGCUGCCCUCCGAGGGAAGGAGCGCGAGCUGGUGAUUCUGAGGAGCGAAACAGGAGAGAGCUGGAAGGAGCAUCACUGUGAACACACUCAAGAGGAGCUCAACCAGAUACUCAACGGCAUGGACGAGGAACUGGAAACUCCCGAAGAGCUGGAGAGGAAACGCAUUUGCCGUAUCAUCACUAGAGAUUUCCCACAAUACUUUGCUGUGGUGUCACGCAUCAAGCAAGACAGCAAUCUGAUUGGUCCUGAAGGAGGCAUCCUCAGCAGCACCGUUGUACCACAAGUUCAGGCAGUUUUUCCUGAGGGGGCGCUGACCAAGAGGAUCAGGGUUGGACUGCAGGCCCAGCCAGUGAGCAUAGAUGUCGUGAGGAAGCUCCUGGGGAACAAGGCCAGCUUCAGUCCCAUUGUCACUCUGGAGCCGCGCAGGAGGAAAUUUCAUAAACCCAUCACCAUGACAAUCCCUGUCCCCAAGAGCAACUCCGACCCCGUCCUCAACGGCUUUGGAGGGGACACACCCACCCUACGAUUGCUUUGUAGCAUCACGGGUGGAACAACGCCAGCCCAGUGGGAGGAUAUAACAGGAACUACUCCGUUAACUUUUAUUAAUGAUUGUGUGUCCUUUACCACCAACGUGUCUGCCAGGUUCUGGCUCAUAGACUGUCGGCAAGUCCAGGAAUCGGUCAACUUCUCCACUCAGGUGUAUCGGGAAAUCAUCUGUGUCCCUUACAUGGCCAAGUUCGUCAUCUUCGCCAAGACCCACGACCCGAUUGAGGCCCGAUUGCGCUGCUUUUGCAUGACUGAUGACAAGAUUGAUAAAACACUGGAACAGCAGGAGAACUUCGCCGAGGUGGCGCGCAGCCGAGAUGUAGAGGUCCUGGAAGGCAAACCUAUCUAUGCAGACUGCUUUGGUAACCUUGUUCCCCUCACGAAAAGCGGCCAACAUCACCUCUUCAGCUUUUACGCCUUCAAGGAGAACCGGUUAGCACUCUUCAUCAAAAUCAGAGACAACACUCAGGAGCCGUGUGGCCGCUUGUCAUUUAUGAAAGAACCCAGGAACUACAGGUCACUUGCACAAAAUGCUAUAUGCAAUCUCAACAUCACACUUCCAUCAUACUGCAAG
Molecule: messenger RNA, 6769 nt
Organism: Maylandia zebra (zebra mbuna)
Lineage: Eukaryota; Metazoa; Chordata; Actinopteri; Cichliformes; Cichlidae
Source: RefSeq, a predicted model, not a curated record